Portunus trituberculatus (swimming crab) is the source of this 1132-nucleotide messenger RNA. Its product is annotated as MFS-type transporter clz9-like. Lineage: Eukaryota; Metazoa; Arthropoda; Malacostraca; Decapoda; Portunidae. Gene Ontology annotation, cellular component: nucleus. Gene Ontology annotation, molecular function: DNA binding. The record is from RefSeq and is a predicted model, not a curated record.
AUGACUACUACCUCCUUAGCCAAUGAAGAUGGGUCUGAGACCCGAAAUCGCGAUCUGGCGAAGAUGAACACGUGUACAAGUCCAUCAGUUGCAGAGUUCAUCGAGAUAGUCCAUGACUAUCUCGUCUCAAAUGAGGUUGUCACUAAGUUUACUGACAACAGACCCGGGCGUGACUGGGCUCAAAACUUCGUGAUCUAUGGUUAUUAUGAAAAGCUAGAGGAGGUAGUCAAGCAACUUGGAAUUGAAGACCGUCCAGAGUGGAUGUGUAACCUUGACGAAACAGGCUUCCCUACUGACCCAACCAAGGUGAAGUCUAUUGGCACAAAAGGCGCAAAAACUGUCAGGCUAACACGUGGUGCAAACCGUGAGAACAUUACAAUUCUAGCAACAUGUUGUGCUGAUGGCAGCUGCUUGGAUCCACUCAUAGUCUUCAAAGGCAAGCGGAUGCAAUCAACAUGGGUUGGAGAAAAUGCGCUCAAAGAGACCCAGUAUGCAGUGAGUGAAUCAGGUUGGAUGACCAGCUGCAUCUUUAAAGAUUUCUUCAAAUCAUUUAUUGAAAAAACUGCUGGCAUCAGGCCUUUGCUCCUCAUCUUAGAUGGGCAUCUCAGCCACACAUCUCUGAAAAUUGUUGAGCUUGCAGUACAGGAGAACAUUACCAUCCUCAAAUUGCCUCCAUACUGCACAGAUUUACUGCAACCAUUAGAUGUUGCCUGCUUUGCCCCUCUGAAGGUCAAAUGAAAGCAACUUAACGACUUUAUGCAUAAAACUGGUGCAUGAGUGCCCCUUCGAAAGGCAGCAUUUGUAGACAUGCUCUGUAGUGUCUGGCACCAGGGCCUAUCGAGUGACAAUGUAAAGUCCGGCUUCAGAGCAACGGGUAUUGUCACUGUUGAUAAGUGCAAGUACAGUGUUGAUAGACUGGAUCCUGUCAAACUGAAAACAUAUGCGAGGUGGGUCAACAAUGGAAAACCAAUAGAUGAAACCAACAAUCCUAUACUUGUUAAUGAUCAAGAACAAGAACAACUGCUGUCACCAACACCAACAUACUCUGCACCUACACCAUCAACUCUCCAAUCUUGAAUGCAGCUCCUGGGUAUCACCUGGGUAUCAGCGAAGAACCUUAUCACCACAACCU